AUGGCUUUGGCACCCUUAGCUUUGAAAAAUCUGCAACAAAAAUCAAAUCCAAGUGUGAGGCAUCUGAGUUAUAAUGUACAGAAACAGAGAUGGUGCUCUGAACUUGUACGGCGUUUUUCUACAGAGUUUGAGAAACAACAAGUAGCUGAUGUAGCUGGCAAUGAAAAAUCAGAGAAUCAACAAGUAACUGUUUCCGAUAGUGGCAAAAAAUCAAAGCUAUUUCCAAGAAGACGCCGCCGGGGUAAUCUCCCCCCCCCCCCACCCCCACCAUUUUUAACAGAAACUUUACCAACAAGACUUCUUGGAAAUGCAUUAUUGCAAGCCACACAGAAUAUCAACAAGAUAUUUGAUAACCUUAACUUGAAUCCCUCACAAUUACUGAAAAGGUAUAAGGAGGAUGAUAAGAAUUACAAAAUCCGUUACGACGUGCCAGGGCUAGGCAAGGAGGACGUGAAAAUUAUGGUUGAGAAGGAAGAAGAAGGAUCAGAUGAUGAGUUUUGGUCAUCAAGAAGUUAUGGAUACUAUAAUAAUAGCAUUGUGUUGCCUGAAGAUGCUAAGGUUGAUGAAAUUAAGGCUGAGAUUAAUAAGGGUUUUUGA
This is a messenger RNA of Solanum verrucosum, 597 nucleotides long. RefSeq names its product 26.5 kDa heat shock protein, mitochondrial-like. The coding region runs from base 1 to 597 and encodes 198 amino acids. Gene Ontology annotation, biological process: response to heat. NCBI's taxonomy places the organism in Eukaryota, Viridiplantae, Streptophyta, Magnoliopsida, Solanales, Solanaceae. The record is from RefSeq and is a predicted model, not a curated record. The transcript has 3 exons.